CCAGUUAGAUUUCCCCGUCAACGGGUUGUGCCAAAACUGUGCUCACUGCGCCUUGCUUCCUCUCCACAGAACGAACACGGACGAAAAGAACACCAUGUUAUCCAGAUUUAAAGACGCUACAUUUCAGCAGUGAAAAGAGGAGGGAGAGACGGAGGAGUGAGCUAACAACAUAGGCUAGAAAGGGACUCGGAGAAGAGAGAAUCCCACCGACCAUCUGCGUGAGGCGAGAGAGAGGAGGAGGAGGCCGAAGGGAGAGCAGCAGCAGACUGCGCUUUGGAAUAACCUACGGUUCCCGUUGAUUUGAAAGGAGAAUUUUGAAUUGUAUUUAUUAUACUGUGAGACGUUUUACUAAAUUCCCACAAAAUGUCAUCUUCUGGCAAAGACAACAGCGCACACUAUAUGAACUAUGUGGGACCUUAUCGUUUGGAAAAGACCCUCGGCAAAGGACAGACAGGCCUGGUGAAGCUGGGAAUCCACUGUGUCACGUGUCAGAAAGUGGCCAUCAAGAUCGUCAACAGGGAGAAACUCAGCGAGUCUGUCCUCAUGAAGGUGGAGCGAGAGAUAGCCAUUCUGAAGCUCAUAGAGCACCCUCACGUUUUGAAGUUGCACGACGUCUACGAAAACAAGAAAUAUCUGUAUCUGGUGCUAGAGCACGUGUCAGGGGGAGAGCUGUUUGACUACCUGGUCAAGAAGGGACGGUUAACACCCAAGGAAGCCAGGAAGUUCUUCAGGCAGAUCAUCUCAGCUCUGGACUUCUGCCACAGUCACUCCAUAUGUCACAGAGAUCUGAAGCCAGAGAACCUGUUGUUAGAUGAGAAGAACAACAUCAGGAUAGCAGACUUUGGCAUGGCGUCUCUGCAGGUCGGGGAUAGUCUGUUGGAGACCAGCUGCGGAUCUCCUCACUAUGCCUGCCCAGAGGUCAUAAGGGGGGAGAAGUACGACGGGAGGAAAGCAGACGUGUGGAGCUGCGGGGUCAUCCUCUUUGCACUUUUAGUGGGCGCCCUGCCAUUUGACGAUGACAACCUGAGAAACCUGCUGGAGAAAGUGAAGUUGGGUGUUUUCCACAUGCCCCACUUCAUCCCCCCAGACUGUCAGAACCUCCUUCGGGGCAUGAUCGAGGUGGAUGCCACUAAGAGACUCACGUUGGAGCAGAUUCAGAAGCACAACUGGUACAUAGCUGGGAAGAACGAGCCUGAGCCGGAGCAGCCUGUCCCCAGGAAGGUGGCCAUCAGAACCCUGAGCACUGAAGAGAUAGACCCGGACGUCCUGGAGAGCAUGCACUCUCUGGGUUGCUUCAGAGACAAGGGCAAACUCACCAAAGACCUGCUCUCUGACGAUGAUAACCAGGAGAAGAUGAUCUACUUCCUGCUACUGGACCGGAAGGAGAGGUACCCCAGUCAGGAGGACCAGAACCUCCCCCCGCGCAGUGAGAUUGCUGACCCGCCCAGGAAGCGGGUGGACUCCCCCAUGUUGAACCGCCAUGGGAAGAGGAGGCCGGAGAGGAAGUCUAUGGAGGUGCUGAGCGUCACAGAGGGGGGCUCUCCUGUACCUGUACGACGAGCCAUCGACAUGGCCACACAUGGACAGAGUAAGUCUGUUUUCAGUAAAAGCUUGGAUAUCACAAACGCUAACCUCACCAAAGAAGAAAGGUCACGGUCUAUCAGCGGAGCGUCCUCCGGUCUCUCCACUAGUCCUCUCAGCAGUCCCAGGGUGACUCCCCACCCCUCUCCGCGGGGGAGCCCCCUCCCUACCCCCAAGGGCACUCCGGUGCACACGCCAAAGGAGAGCCCGGCGGGCACCCCUAGCCCCACGCCGCCCCCCAGCCCCUCCAUCGGCGGGUUGCCCUGGAGGACGCGUCUCAACUCCAUCAAGAAUAGCUUCCUGGGCUCACCGCGCUUCCAUCGCAGGAAAAUGCAAGUUCCCACCCAGGAGGACAUGUCCAGCCUCACACCAGACUCUUCACCAGAGCUUGCCAAGAAGUCAUGGUUUGGUAACUUCAUCAACCUGGAGAAAGAGGAGCAGAUCUUUGUGGUGAUCAGAGACAAGCCUCUCAGCUCCAUCAAAGCAGACAUCGUUCACGCCUUCCUCUCUAUCCCCAGUCUGAGCCACAGUGUGAUCAGUCAGACAAGUUUCCGGGCGGAGUAUAAGUCCACAGCCGGCCCUACAGUGUUUCAGAAGCCGGUCAAGUUCCAGGUGGACAUCACCUACACAGAGAGCACCGCCGCCACCAAAGAGAACGGCAUCUAUUCGGUCACCUUCACCCUGCUCUCAGGUCCCAGCCGCCGUUUCAAGCGUGUGGUUGAGACCAUUCAGGCUCAACUGAUGAGCUCACAUGACCAGCCCGGGGUCCAGCAGAUCUCUGGCAGCCCGUUGAGUAACUUCUUUGACGUAAUUAAACAGCUUUUUUCAGACGAGAAGAACAGCCAGGCGUCGCACAACCCCCCUGGCCCACCCGGCACACCUAGCCCCGCCCCCGCCAAGCAUGCCCCCGGCAGCAGGCGAAACGAGCCAUGUCCCCCACCCACUCAGCCCACUGACUCUAAAUGCCCCCCCGCUUCUGGGCAAAGACAAACAAACAAAGAUGGCCGCCACCAGCCGGACUGGGGAACAACCUUAAGACCGGAGAGAAGUAGCUAGCUCUCUGUUGCAUGACUAGAUAAUAACCACCUGUUAUCAGGUCAUUCAAAGCCCAAUACAAAACCCACGAGAGUGUGUGAGAGAUGACAAAUGAAAUGAGAGAUGCUGCUUUCUUUGCUUUAGUCAGUAGGCUUAGUGUGUUUGUGUCUCGAGAAAAAAUCUACUUUUGAUUAUCACAGAGAGAAACUUUUGUACUGUAUAAUCAUGGAACGACUACUCUUUGAGUUUAGCAAUCGAUCAUUGAUCAGUAUUUGACGAUAUAAGUACUACAUGUAGCCAUGUCCCUUUUCUGUUCAUCUACCCUCUCGUCCCUUUCCCACGCCGUGGGAUGUGUGUUGGUGUGUAUGUGUCUGCUCUGUGAUGAUGGCUUGACCUUGUCUCUACCACCAGGGAUCAUCACUAAAACCUAUUAGAGAAACAAGAUGGAGGACAGUGUGUGUGUCCCAACCUGGGGCACUUUGUCAACAACGGGAGUAAGUGAGCCAGAGACGGAGGACAAGAGAAAGACUUCACAUACUUCACACUGCUGUCCCCCUCCUCCCCAUGCACCCCCUCCUGCUUUCCACCCGCACACACAAAUACACUAAACAGUAGAGUACUAGAGAAUCUCUCUUCAUCAUGACAGACACCCAGAGACAGAUUAGCCGAAGAGUUGGAGAAAAGCCUUAAAAAGACUGAUGUUUGUCAAACCUAUACUACACGCAUCCCCUCUCCUCCUUUCUCUCCUCAUUGUCUAUCCUCCUACACACACACACACACACACACACACACACACACACACACACACACACACACACACACACACACACACACACACACACACACACACACACACACACACACACACACACACACACACACACACACACACACACACACACACACACACACACACACACACACACACACUGGGGGGGAUGUAAAGACUUGUGCACAAAGACGAAUGGAAGUAGAACCACUGGCUCCUAUGAAAGUUGGAGAGAGGAGGCGCGACUCUUGGACGUUGGAUGGACGUUGGCUGAACGUUGGCUAAACGUUGGCUGGAUUGUAAUUCUUUUUAAUGUAGUCCUUCUUUGUGAACUACAGGAUUUUAACACUUUAGACGUAUUCAGACUCUGUGUCAUUGCUGUAAAUGAAAUGAAAUUGAGUUAAUUGACUUUGGGUGGGCAAUGGGGAGGGAGGGUACACAAAUGAAUGAUCUAUUCUGUUGUACAGACUAAUAACUACAGUAUGUUCCCAUAUGUACAACGUUUGUGUAGUUGUGACAUUAUGUUUAGCUAAGAACUUAUCACUAUCUUCUGUGUUUUCUACUUUUUGGAUGUGUUUUAUCCAUUAAAUGUUGUAUUUUAUUUUCGGUUACCCUUUGAGGGAUGAAUCAUUUCAGGGGUUAAUUUUCUUCCAUUUUUAUUUUUUUCAUGUUCCUUUGAAAUAUCUGCAGGAUUCAGACAAUAGUGGACAUAAUUAUUGUGUAUAUUUGUGUACCUUAUUGCAUUUUUUUUGUCACGUUUGUUUUAAUUUAUUUAUUUAUAUAAACGAUGUAGAAAAUGUAUUAGAUAACUAACUUAUAAGGAUUGUUUUUGUCAUGUUUCAUUUAUUGAUCGUUGAUCAUUCUCUAAAUGUUUUUGUGAACAUUCAUUCUUUCAUCGAUGAGAAAGCUUGUAAUAUAUACAUUUGGAAAAUGAUUUACGGUAAUUUAAGAAUGUAGACUAGUCUCUUUGAGAGGAACGAGCCCUCUGUUGAUAAUAAUUGUGCGUUCCUUCUCGUUGUGUGUGUACGACAUCAGAGACAUCACUCCAGCCACUCGCCUUGUAAAUACAAAACAAUUUGCUGACAAACUUAUUUCAAAAAAACCAAGGGGACUCCUACUCUUAGCUUUUACCUUGUGAUGUCGUUUGCAUGUCCAACAUGUGUCUUUUCUUUGCAUGUAGUUGUUGGAAUUGUUCUGUCCCUUUCCCCCCUUCUUUCUUUCUUUCUUUCUUUCUUUCUUUCUUUCUUUCUUUCUUUCUUUUCUUUCUUUCUUUCUUUCUUUCUCUCUUUCGUUCUUUCUUUCUUUUCUUUCUUACUUUCUUUCUUUCCUGUCUCUUAAUUUGUUUCUCUUAUUUUUCUUUUCUCCCUCACCACUUCGGUUGUUUGUUCGUCUUUGAGUUCUUUCCUCGCACCCUCCCCUCCCCUUCCUUAUACUAUUGUGCACAUUUACCGUGCAAUGCAUCCUCUGCACGCACAAACUCACACACACACACACACACACACACACACACACACACACACACACACACACACACACACACACACACACACACACACACACACACACACACACACACACACACACACACACACACACACACACACACACACACACACACACACACACACACACACACACACACACACACACACACACACACACACACACACACACACACACAGUCUCUCUCAAAGAGAGACCCGAUACUCUGGUCACGAAUUCUGUCUGGGGUGGGAAUUGGUAUCAGAUGAGAUAAAAUAAAGCAAUACCUAUUAGUGUUAUUCUUUCUAUUUUGUACUAUUGGGUAACCAGGCCACACAGGACGAUGGACAUACAGUAGAACACAACGCCAGGAGCGCUGGUAUUUAGCAGGAAACCACUGGCAAUGUAUCCCCUUGUGACAUAACUGUGAACAACUUCAGUGCAAAAGGAAAUAAAUCUGUCGACUUUGGAAUUG
This is a messenger RNA of Oncorhynchus gorbuscha (pink salmon), 5342 nucleotides long. RefSeq names its product BR serine/threonine kinase 2b (gene brsk2b). The transcript is spliced from 20 exons. Bases 364 to 2637 code for a protein of 757 amino acids. Lineage: Eukaryota; Metazoa; Chordata; Actinopteri; Salmoniformes; Salmonidae. The record is from RefSeq and is a predicted model, not a curated record. Gene Ontology annotation, molecular function: ATP binding; tau-protein kinase activity; protein serine/threonine kinase activity. Gene Ontology annotation, biological process: microtubule cytoskeleton organization; intracellular signal transduction; protein phosphorylation. Gene Ontology annotation, cellular component: cytoplasm.